Puccinia graminis f. sp. tritici CRL 75-36-700-3 is the source of this 318-nucleotide messenger RNA. RefSeq lists its product as uncharacterized. Bases 1 to 318 code for a protein of 105 amino acids. The transcript is spliced from 3 exons. NCBI's taxonomy places the organism in Eukaryota, Fungi, Basidiomycota, Pucciniomycetes, Pucciniales, Pucciniaceae. Gene Ontology annotation, biological process: mitochondrial L-ornithine transmembrane transport. The record is from RefSeq and is a predicted model, not a curated record. Gene Ontology annotation, molecular function: L-ornithine transmembrane transporter activity.
AUGUACUCAGGUGCCACCGCCGGGAUCUUUUACAACUUUGUCUUCUUCCCCGCCGAUUCGAUCAAAAGCACCAUGCAGACUGCCUCUGAACUCACCCAAACUUCUCAUCUUCCACAAUCUCUUCCUGCUCAUGAAGCUCCAAAGAACGGCUUCUUAGAUGUAGGCCUUCGGAUUGUUAAGACUAGAGGCUGGAAGGGCCUUUAUGCCGGUCUGCUGGCCACCAAGACACGGGUGGCGGCUGAUCAGCUCUGGGGCCAAUGGGAACCUGCCCUGAGGUCUUUCGAGGAGACUGGGGUCCAGGGUGCUAACCAGCCAUGA